Caenorhabditis bovis is the source of this 615-nucleotide messenger RNA. NCBI's taxonomy places the organism in Eukaryota, Metazoa, Nematoda, Chromadorea, Rhabditida, Rhabditidae. The record is from the annotation of a GenBank genome assembly.
AUGGCAACCGACACAGUUGUAUAUAUCAGCAACUCUCCAGAAAACCCUUCACUGGUUCUCUUCUACAGCGAAACGCUGUUUUCGAAUUUCACCACAAGCCCAUUUAAGGCAAGAGUUCACGGCAAGGAAUAUCGAUUUCAAUGCAGCGAGCAAUAUUUCAUGUUCCGCAAAGCGAUGCUGAUAAAUGACGAGGAAUCGGCGCAUCAGAUAUUGGCAAGCAACAGUCCGGCGAAGAUGAAAGCGAUUGGAAGGAAACUGAAAAUGAGUAGAUCCGAUUUGACAAAAUGGGCGACGGUCGGAAUUGCGGCGAUGAGAGAAGCGCUAGUUGGAAAAUUCACACAAAACGAGCGAUUCCGACUAUCGCUAUUCCGAACGCGCGGAUUUGAGCUUGUCGAAGCAUCGCCAACCGAUACGGUUUGGGGAAUUGGAAUGGGCACGAACGACGUGGAAGCGAUUGAUAAGGCGAAUUGGAAGGGCAAAAACCAGUUGGGCAUUCUCCUCGAUGAUGUUCGAGAUGAGCUUUGGAGGUGCGACGAGUAUAAGAAAGAGCGAGAGAUUGUCGAGAAAGAAAGUAUGGCCAAACGAGCGAGCAUAUUGGAAAGUGAAACUAUUUAA